Messenger RNA from Rhinichthys klamathensis goyatoka, 1878 nucleotides. Its product is annotated as NADPH oxidase 4. The coding region runs from base 124 to 1815 and encodes 563 amino acids. Gene Ontology annotation, molecular function: superoxide-generating NAD(P)H oxidase activity. The record is from RefSeq and is a predicted model, not a curated record. Gene Ontology annotation, biological process: superoxide anion generation; defense response. Gene Ontology annotation, cellular component: NADPH oxidase complex; plasma membrane. Lineage: Eukaryota; Metazoa; Chordata; Actinopteri; Cypriniformes; Leuciscidae. The transcript is spliced from 18 exons.
CAUCGUGAGACCGAACGGACAGCAUCUGCACCGGUGGUGUUUAACGCUGAUGUGCGGUUAAAAGAAGACUUGCGUUGCGGUGCGUAAAGAGCGCGCGCGCGCGCGCACGAGAGAGAGAGAAUCAUGAGCGUCGCGCUGAAGAGCUGGAGGGUCAAUGAAGGUCCGAAACACUUGAUCAUGAUGGUUUGGGUCGCAGUGAAUGUGUUUCUGUUCUGGAGAUCAUUCAUGCUGUACUUCAGCGGGUCGCAGUAUUAUUAUCUACACCAGAUGCUGGGGCUGGGCCUCUGCAUCAGUCGAGCGUCGGCCUCUGUCCUGAACCUCAACUGUAGUCUGGUGCUGCUGCCGAUGUGCCGAUUACUGCUCACCUUCCUGCGCGGCUCCCGGCGGGUGACCAGUAGACGUGUCCGGCGGCUGCUGGAUAAGAGUAAGGCGUUUCAUGUGGCGUGUGGAGUCUCUAUAUGUGUCUUUUCAGUGGUCCAUGUGUGUGCUCACCUCGUCAACAUGGUCAGUUUCUCGGUGAGAUAUUCAGAGGAUUUCCCUGCGCUCAAUGUCGCUCAGUAUCGAGGACAGGAUCCCAGAGUUCUCAUCAUCAGCACAGUUCCUGGAGUUACUGGCGUCCUGUUGGUGCUGGUGUUGUUUCUGAUGUUCACAGCGUCGUCUUACUCUAUUAGAGUCUCAAGCUACGAGAUAUUCUGGUACACUCACAACCUCUUCAUCGUGUUCUACAUCAUUCUGAUGGUCCACGUAGUGGGGGGAGCUUUAAAGUAUCAGUCAAACGUGGAGGCCCACCCUCCUGGCUGCAUGCACAGCAAUCUCAGUUCAGGCUCACGGACCAAUCACAGAGCAGCAGGAGAGAAGGGGGAGGAGCUAUCACCACAGAUGGUUUGUCAAGAAGAGGCCCGUUUCCAACCACAUUUCCCACAGACGUGGUUGUGGGUCUCGGCUCCUCUCUGCCUGUACUGUGCCGAGCGCUUGUAUCGUUUCAUAAGAAGCAGCGCUGCUCCUGUUACCAUAGUUUCUGUCGUUAGCCAUCCCUGUGAUGUCAUAGAAUUGCGCAUGCUGAAGAGAGGCUUUAAGCCCCGCCCUGGACAGUACAUCCUGCUGAACUGUCCGAGUGUGUCGUCUUUUGAAAACCAUCCCUUCACUCUCACCACCUGUCCGACCGGGAAGAGUGAAACAUUCGGCAUUCAUCUCAGAGUGCUGGGAGACUGGACCUCGAGAUUUUCUCUGCUGCUGCUUCAACAGUCGAACAGCUCAGAGAUCCUUCCCAUGAUGCAACAGAGGCGAUAUCCCACGCUGCACGUGGAUGGUCCGUUUGGCAGUCCGUCAGAGGAGGUGUUUAAUUACGAGGUCAGCGUGUGUGUGGCGGGAGGGAUCGGAGUCACACCGUUCGCCUGUGUUCUACAAGCUCUCUUUGAUGACUGGCGUCAGUAUAAGUUGAGGAGGAUGUACUUCAUCUGGGUCUGCAGGGACCUUCAGUCCUUCUAUUGGUUUGCUGAUCUACUGUGUGGCCUUCAUGAGAGGCUGUGGCGGGACAAUCGUCCAGACUAUCUGAAUGUUCAGCUCUACCUCAGUAACACUCAGGGAUUACAGAGCAUCGGUGAGGAACGUUACCGUUUCUUGAGCUCCAGGCUUCGGAUUGGUCGACCAAAGUGGAGGCUCCUUUUCCAGGAAAUAGGGAGAGCCAAUCAGCUUAAAAGAGUGGGGGUUUUCUGCUGUGGACCCAAAGGGAUCUCGAAAGCGUUACACACACUGUGCAAUUCAAACGCACACUCGGGAACUGCCUUUGAGUACAACAAAGAGUCCUUCAGCUGAGGGAGCGCUAACCGACCAAUCGAUUAAUGCCGAAAAACUGAGGAAUGAGGACAAAAGCACAUU